This is a messenger RNA of Physcomitrium patens, 578 nucleotides long. Its product is annotated as large ribosomal subunit protein eL37z. Gene Ontology annotation, biological process: translation. Gene Ontology annotation, cellular component: ribosome; cytosolic large ribosomal subunit. Lineage: Eukaryota; Viridiplantae; Streptophyta; Bryopsida; Funariales; Funariaceae. The record is from RefSeq and is a predicted model, not a curated record. Gene Ontology annotation, molecular function: structural constituent of ribosome; RNA binding.
UGGAGGGCAUGGAUCCAAAACCAGAUAUCGAGUGUCGGAUAUCGGAAUUCUAGGGUUUGAGGCCGGGGAAACAAAACCCUUGUCUGCGUCUAGAGUAGUUCUUUCCCAGCGCUGCUAUCGGUCCUUCGCUGCCAGCAUUCUCCACAGCCGUCGCUCACCAUGACGAAGGGAACAGGUAGUUUCGGCAAGCGCCGUAACAAGUCCCACACGCUGUGCAGGCGUUGUGGCCGUAGAAGUUUUCACAUCCAGAAGAGCCGUUGCUCGGCCUGUGCAUACCCUGCCGCGAGAGUUCGCAGCUACAACUGGAGUGUGAAGGCUAUCAGGAGGAAGACCACGGGGACUGGACGUAUGCGCCACUUGCGUCAUCUUCCCCGCCGGUUCUCCAACAAUUUCAGAGAAGGAACCCAAGCGGCUUCCAGGAAGACCGUUGCUGCAGCUUAGAUUGAAAGUCACUUGACCUACACGAUGAAGUAAGUAGGCUGGCGAAUGUAUUUCAUCAUGUGGAAAGGCUUCUGUUGUGACCUAGCAAGCAAUAUAUCAGUAAAGAAUGAAUGCUGAUUAAGCAAUCAUUUUUAAUA